AACACGGAUCGUCGCUUAAUUAGUGGAGUAUCAUUUUUUGGUUAGCUGUGAAAUACAUAGUGGGGAAAAUGAGACUCGGGACGAGUUUGGAUAAAAGAACAUCUCGGAACGAGUUACACCUUAUUGUAUUCCUCUUUGGAAUUUCGAGACUGAUACUUGAUAUAAAUUGUGCACAAAUUCGACAUCAACGAGAAUUAAUUACGACACAAGAAACUAACGGACAUGACCAACAAAUGCAAAAUGACAAUGAGCGACGACUCUCACCCGGAAGUAGGUUUCACUUGGAAUCACUUUCUUCCAGUGAUAUGACCGCUUGGUGCAAUGAUUUGGAGGAAUCUGAGCAUAUCGACGUCCACAAAGAAAAGCUGUGCAAACCUUACUUUCACCAAAGUCUCGACCAGAAGAAACUGAUCCAUUCCGCCUGGCCCAGGCCAAAGAUUGCUUGCAACGAAGCCCAGGACGGCCUUAUCGUGAGAGGAAAUUACAUCAAAGUGACCGACUUCACCGACGUGAACAGCACCUCCGUCAAGAAUCCUUGCUCCAAGAAACUCAAAUCAAUUUCGAUUCUCGCCACGAGGAAAUUCUUUAUCGACUCAGAUCUCACAAUUUUGGGGCUUAAGCAGGUCUCAAUAAUCGCUCCGAUUUGGGACAUGCAUUUGACUCGGGAUGACCAAAUAAUGUCAGGAUUCCAUUUCAAGUUUGAUGGGGAAGACGGGAUUCCUUGGCCAGCGAAGGUGAAUCGACCCUCAACUUCAAUACUGUUUGGGUUCAAGGGAGAGGAUGGUUAUGCUGGAAGGCCUGGUAAUCCGGGAGCAUAUUUUGUCGGCGUGGUGGGACACUGGGAACAAUCCGGCGGCGAACAUGUCAGUCCACUUCCUCUCUACAUUUCUGUCAACGGAGGCAACGGAUCACACGGACAGCAAGGCGAGAAAGGAGGCGAAGGCAAGAAGGGGGACGAUGCGACUGACAAAACACUUCAGGAUGUGGAGAAAGCUUCCAUCGUGGCGAGUCAUUGUUGGGACAACAAUCACAACGUUCCUUCGUGCACGAAUAGAGGAACUUUGGGACACGAUGGAACAAAGGGUGGAAAUGGUGGGAACGGUGGCGUAGGGGGCAAAGGAGGAUUUCCGGGUGAUGUAGUAAUUCACACAGUUUCACCCUCACCAAAAGACCCAGAAGUCAUUGUUUCGAUGCAGAAAGGUUCCACUGGGGAUCCAGGCUGGGCUGGCGAAGCCGGUCUGGGCGGACUUCAAGGGGAUCGCGUCGAGUGCGAGAAUGACGGGAGGAGUUGGGUCAACUGUGUAAACUACGGAGUCUACACGCGACAACCCGACGGUUCCAAGGGGACGUGGAACGUAUCAACCACGAACCAACAAGAGCCAGCCCAUACUGAACAAAUCAUCGAGGGCUACAGACUUUUAGGCGAUUGGAAAGCAGAUGCGUUUCUCCAACUGCCCGAACCAGACAUUGACAUCAACUGUGACGUCUUGACCGAUUGGUUUUACCGCAGUGGGAAAGCAUAUGCCUACGAGUUGGUUGGAUAUCAGAAAAAGAUAUUGAAUUUACAAGACAGUACUGAAAACCAAAACGCCCGAAUUGAAUCCGUCCUCACCUCAUUUGCCUCUCGGCUUGAAGCCUUUGCAAAUUACACCAGCACCAAAAACGCCUCAAAUCCCUCGUGGGUCAAGGAAGAGAAGAAAGUCCUCGCGACCCUGUACUCCUCCACACUCUCCACUAUUUCUCGUCUCCGUGAAACCGACAUGGUGUUCGACCUCGCCCGAUACGCCGGCGUCAUCACGACCACGCUCAACGAACUCGAGGAGAAAAAGGUCGUAGAGAAGAGUCGAGCCGCGAUGAGUUCGACCUUCAAACAAAAGAUCUCCCAAGCCCUCUCCUUCAUCUCGGACACCGUUGGACCUGUCUUGCUCUCCGUGCGGACCGAGCUCAAACACAACACCGACUUUCUCCUCAGUUCCAUCAUCAACGCGGAAGAGGACGCGAAAGACGAGGUGGAAAAGGCCAAGAAACGACUCCAAAAAAUGAAGGAUUCGAUGCCUUUCGAUAAGUUUUUGACAGGUUUAAAAUUCGCUGAACAAGUUGCGUCCUUUUUAGAGCCACAGGGCACCCUGGCAGGACCAGCCAUCAAAACUUUCGCCGCUGUCUCGAAACAAUUCAGAGAUGGGCUCGAUAAUUAUAACGCUUUGGCGAAAGAGCAUAAAACCCUGGAAAAGUUGGGCAGCGAAGUGGAAAAGGCACAAGAGGCCGUCAAAAAUUUAAGAGUAUACAAAUCCUCCAUCAACAGCGAUAUGAUCCCCAUCAUGGCGAAAAUGAAUGACGAAAUGGCCCAACUUUACAACAAUUUGGCGCAAGAUAAGGACAAAUCUGAAGUUUCUCUGCGUGUCACGCAGCGGAAAGUGCAGGGAAGUUUGCGCGAUUAUAAGAAUCGUAUUAAGCAAUUUACCAAAGAUCAAGCAAUGGAGGAAAGCAUUCUCACCUGCGUGGACAAACUCGACCAGACCAUGACCCAUCUCAUCGACUUGUAUAUUUUAAUCAAAAAGUAUGAAGAUCAAAGUAAGUUUAUGGAUUAUAUCACGACCAUAAAUUCGGACGACGUUAUGGAUAUUACCGACUUGGAGACUGCUUCUUGGAUCAAUUUGGUCGCCCAAGCGAGCAAAUCCAACCUGCUAAUCGAGCAGUAUGAUAAGUUCAUGACCUCCUUUAAACAAUGGGUCUUCCCCUUUGCGAACAAAUACUUGGCCAAGUUCACCCUCCCGGAAAGUUUGCAAUUGACGGAUAAGAAUUCCAGCUUUCUCGUGUCGAAAUUAAGCGAAAAAAUCUCCAUUUUGAAACAAGACUUGGCCAUCGUUAAGGAAGAUGUAAAUUUCAUUACAAUGGAAUUUGACCCCAAGUUUACUUCUGGGCAAGCCUUUUACGUUUGGGAAAAUGAUGAGUGGAGCGCCGAGAUACGAAAUUUUCUCAAAGGAGCACCCAUCACAUUGACAGCGAACAGUGAAUAUGGGGUCAAGAAAGGGUUUGCUGCUGUAAAGUUUGUCAUUGCGGAGAUCAGCUUGAGAUCCAAGGUAAAAAGAGAGCAGGGAAAACUGGACGACUUGUUGAAGCACUUCAAAGUAGAAAUGGUCCACUCGGGAGUUUCGAGGUAUCAAUUUGGGGGAGAGAGCUAUCAAAUUCCGGGACCGAAUAUAACGAUAGCCUACCAUUUCGAGAGAGAUCCCGACACUCACUUGCGACUGGGGAGGAACGAGGUUUAUAAAAAGUUUGCGGCUGGUGACUCCAUAAUGAGUCCGUACACUUUGUGGACCUUUCAGCUCUUUUUGGCCAGUGACACCGCGUCCUUUUCGGAUCUGGAGGUGUAUGCAGACUACGUGGAUUUGGAGUUGGUCGGAAGUGGGGUUUACGUCGAUGAGGCGAAUUAUCUGAGCAAAGGGGGUGUGAUUGGGGAUUUGCAUCUGGAGAAAUAUUAUGCAAGGGAGUACUCUAGCACUUCGUCGAGGUAGAAGAGAUAAACACGUUUAGGUAAAUAUGCACGUAUGUUAAAUUCCGACUUUAAUCAUUUUGAUUUUAUUGAUGAACUAAAUUAAGUUAAAUUACUUAAUAACUGUUGUCUUGGUUGAAUUUAUUCUACGAUUGUGACUCUUACAAAUGAAAUUUAACGAAUAAAUACAUUUUUAUGAAACCACA
Messenger RNA from Folsomia candida, 3699 nucleotides. RefSeq lists its product as uncharacterized. The record is from RefSeq and is a predicted model, not a curated record. Bases 69 to 3515 code for a protein of 1148 amino acids. The transcript has 6 exons. Lineage: Eukaryota; Metazoa; Arthropoda; Collembola; Entomobryomorpha; Isotomidae.